Molecule: messenger RNA, 772 nt
Organism: Chironomus riparius
Lineage: Eukaryota; Metazoa; Arthropoda; Insecta; Diptera; Chironomidae
Source: the annotation of a GenBank genome assembly
CUUUAUCGAACAAUGCUUUAUUAAUCGAGUCAGUAUUUUCAAAAAGUUGAUAAGAACAAGACAUGCGUUUGUGGUUGCAAAAGACAUCAAUCAUAGGAUGCUUUGUGUUUGGAGCAUUUUAUUUUGUAGCAAGUCCAAUAUUUCUGUAUUUUAUAUAUCAAACACUUCCUCAUAAACUUGCUGAUCCAAGUUUUGAAUUUACAGCAAGAUAUUCUUCUAAUCUGACAGUUCUACUAUUAUUUUUCAUUGGGCUUUCGUUUUCCGGUAUUUUAAUGAUGAUUGCAAUUAUUUGGAAAAAUAGAAUUUUGAUGGCUCCUUUGAUGAUUGGAUCGAUUAUGAAUGGUUCAAUGAUCUAUGUUUACAACAAGCUCCUUCAACUUGCGUCAGAACCAACUCAAAAUUCUCAAGAAGUGAUAAACAUUAAAGAUGCUUUAAUUAUUUUAGUUUUGCUAGUGAUUCCAUUUUAUUUUUGUGCUUUAAAUGUUUGUAAUAUUUUUGAUGAUGAAGAAUUUGGAGAAUGGGUGAUCAGGGAUGGAAGACUUGAGUUGAGAAACAGGCCUAAACGAGUAAGAAUAGUUUAUGGUACUAAUGUUGGAACCUAUGAUGAUCAUUAAAGAAAAUUUACUUUUCAUCACACACAAAACACAUACAUAUAGCUAUUUAUACUAGUAAUUAAGUGAAAUCUUAUUACAUAUCAAACAAUAAAUAUAAACUGAAUAUCUUUUUAAUAUCAUUGAAAACAUUCAAAGUUUAAGACAUGACUUGUUCAACG